This is a messenger RNA of Salvia miltiorrhiza (redroot sage), 1488 nucleotides long. Its product is annotated as two-pore potassium channel 1. The record is from RefSeq and is a predicted model, not a curated record. The coding region runs from base 274 to 1287 and encodes 337 amino acids. The transcript has 3 exons. Gene Ontology annotation, cellular component: plant-type vacuole membrane. Lineage: Eukaryota; Viridiplantae; Streptophyta; Magnoliopsida; Lamiales; Lamiaceae. Gene Ontology annotation, molecular function: potassium ion leak channel activity. Gene Ontology annotation, biological process: potassium ion transmembrane transport; stabilization of membrane potential.
UCCGAGAUCCAAAAAUUUAUUAUCUCUAGUUUCAAGAUUCAUACUAUAAAAUACUUCUAUUACUUUUCUCCUUUUCCCUUAUUUGAUCUCUACUAUCUUGUUUAUAUAUAUAAUUUCCUAUUUAUAGCCCUUCACCAUCAUAUAUUUCGGGUUUGCUUCAUCCAAAACAGUGCGGUUUUAAUGUUCAAAUCAAUCUGCGGAUCGUUCAGGUGAGGUGCCGGAAGCAAGAAAGUUGGUAAUUUCAGUUGCUCAAAAUUAUAGAAAAACUCUGCAAUGGCUAAGAAUGAAGCCGAAGAUCCAUUACUAGAAGAAGCUGUGGGAUCUUCGCUCCGUUCUAGUCGGAGCAAUGCCUUAAUGAAGAGAAGAUAUCGCCACAGCAAGAGCGUUUCCCCUGCAGAGCAAAACCUGCAGCUUCAGCAUCCCGACUCAAUCACUGAUAACAAGCUCGAUCCAAAGCUAGUCCUCUUGAUCUUGCUCUCAUACAUCACUGCAGGAGCCCUAUGCUUCUUUCUGGUUAGGUAUCAGAUCAAGGGCAACAAGACUAAUGGGGUCAUCGAUGCCAUCUACCUGUGCGUUGUGACCAUGACAACCGUUGGAUAUGGCGACCUGGUGCCCGACAGCACCAUGUCGAAGCUUCUCGCUUGCAUCUUUGUGUUCGUGGGGAUGGCGCUUGUGGGGCUCCUCCUGAGCAAGGCGGUGGAUGACAUAGUGGAGAAUCAGGAGGUUUUCUUAGUGAGGGUGAUGCACUUGCGCGACAAAUGUGAGAUGCUCAAGGAAGUUGAGACCAACAAGGUCAAGUACAAGUUCUUGACUGUGUUGAUUGCGCUUGCGAUGUUCAUGAUCGCGGGAACGCUCUUCUUGUAUCAGAAGGAGGGGUUGGAUUUCUUCGACGCGGUCUACUGCGUGUGCUCCACCAUCACCACUCUCGGCUAUGGAGAUAAGAGCUUCUCAACCGCGGGGGGCCGCGUGUUUGCUUCAUUUUGGAUACUGAUGAGCACCAUUUGUUUGGCUCAGUUUUUCUAUUCUUUGGCUGAAUUGUAUACUGAGCGUCGUAGGAAAUUGCUGGUGAGAUGGGUGAUGUCGAGGAAGCUGACGCCUUCGGAUCUGGAGGCAGCGGAUUUGGAUCAUGACAAAGCUGUGAGCGCGGCGGAGUUUGUGGUGUAUAAACUGAAGGAGAUGGGGAAGAUCUGCGAGGAAGACGUUGCGAUGGUGAUGGAAUGGUUCAAGAUUCUUGAUGUUGAUCAUUCUGGAACGCUUACAAAGACUGACAUCCCCUCCACUUCUUAGAUUCUUCACAAACUAUGCUUCUUUGUCUUACCACAAUUUUGUAUGGUUUUACAUGUCCAACAACUAUAGAAUGAAAUGAUCGGGGCCGAAACUAGGACAGAGGAUCCCAUCUGCGAAACUAGCGUUGUUUCAAGGAUUUAAGCACUUAUAUAAUUGUCUUCCCUUCAUGACAACCUUAAAUCCUGUUAUAUGCAACCGGAA